UCGUGUCUCGUUUCGCUAUGGCCCGUACAAAGCAGACUGCCCGCAAGUCGACCGGUGGCAAGGCCCCGCGGAAGCAGCUGGCCACCAAGGCGGCUCGCAAGAGCGCGCCGGCCACCGGCGGCGUCAAGAAGCCGCACCGCUACCGGCCGGGCACCGUGGCCCUGCGCGAGAUCCGGCGCUACCAGAAGUCGACCGAGCUGCUGAUCCGCAAGCUGCCCUUCCAGCGGCUGGUGCGCGAGAUCGCGCAGGACUUCAAGACCGACCUGCGCUUCCAGAGCUCGGCCGUGAUGGCGCUGCAGGAGGCGAGCGAGGCCUACCUGGUGGGGCUGUUUGAAGACACGAACUUGUGCGCUAUCCACGCCAAGCGCGUGACCAUCAUGCCCAAAGACAUCCAGCUGGCCCGCCGCAUCCGCGGGGAGCGGGCUUAAGCAGUGUGCGCUCGGCUCGAGG
Molecule: messenger RNA, 450 nt
Organism: Balaenoptera musculus (blue whale)
Lineage: Eukaryota; Metazoa; Chordata; Mammalia; Artiodactyla; Balaenopteridae
Product: histone H3
Exons: 1
Coding region: 18-428 (136 amino acids)
Cellular component (GO): nucleosome
Molecular function (GO): structural constituent of chromatin; protein heterodimerization activity; DNA binding
Source: RefSeq, a predicted model, not a curated record